AUUAACUCUAUGAUGCGUCUCAUUUGCAGGUCAAGACCCACAAAGACAGACGAUCCAAGCCGGAAAUGUUGACCUUUGUCAACCACACCGAAUGCCAUUGCAUCGAUCGCAGCAACUACUAUGCAGAGGGCGUCAUCUCCAGCAACGGUGCCGUAGUGCAGCGUGCCACCAUGCUCAAUUGCAAUUGUCCCGUGCACUUCGAGCGCAUCCUACAGAACGACGGGCUAUGCAGAUGCGAUUGCUCCUCGAGCAACUACGAUUGCGACUAUCGCAAGCGAGGCAGCGAGCACUUCUCCUUGGAAGAUCGCAAGUGCAUCAAGGAGGGACGCUGCAAGCCGCCCACCUGCCAAUAUGGGCCGUACAUGGAGAAGAUUGGACGUUGUCCCAAUUAUCAUGAGCAGACCUCGCAUCCGAUGAACAACUACAAUGCGGUGGACUUGUCGUAAAUGCAUAGCACGGAACUGGAACCGGAAUCGGAACACAACAAGUAUUAGUAUAAAUACAGUUAUACGAAAAAGAGUUAAACGACACGGCAAAUGAAUUGAAUUUGUAGAAUUCAGUUCAAAGCAAGUUUUGAGUUCGAAAUCGAAUGCCGAAACCUGUCGAAAGAGAAACGAAAGGGAAUUUAGUUGCAUAUCCUAUACAGAACACGAACAUAUAUCCGCUGAUCGAAAUUAGCUCUUAUACAGCACCUUUUUUGCGACCCUAAUUCAGAUCAUCUUUAAUAGCUGUAAAGAU
Molecule: messenger RNA, 738 nt
Organism: Drosophila navojoa
Lineage: Eukaryota; Metazoa; Arthropoda; Insecta; Diptera; Drosophilidae
Gene: Pvf3
Product: PDGF- and VEGF-related factor 3
Biological process (GO): hemocyte migration
Cellular component (GO): membrane
Molecular function (GO): growth factor activity
Source: RefSeq, a predicted model, not a curated record